ACUGUCAGUUGCUGCCUCGCUGCUCUAUCAUUGACGUCGUUGGUUGAAGCUUCAACAAAUACAUCAACACUUCUAAGGCACAAUUCAUUGAAGCAUCGAUUGGAAAAGCGCAGGCAGCAUCAAGUUUAGGAUGAUGCGGCAUACCACGCUGGGCUCUAUUCUGCUGCUGGCAGUCACAUGUAUUAUGGCAGCAAGAGCUGACACCGUUAUUGAAUUCGACAUCACGAAGAUGGAUUGGACAUACGUUGAAGGACCGCUCGGAAUGAGCGGAACGACGACGUUAAAAGUGUGUAGAGCGACUGAUUUUGCGGAUCCAGAGAGCGUCAUUCUUGAGGUAUCACCAAAUCCUCCGGGGGUGGAAACACCAUACUUAGGUGCGGUGGACACUGAUCCAAAGUGUGCAGUAUUUUCAGUGGAUGGAGAUGUCCUGCCUGACUCGACUGAAAGAAUAUAUAAGCUCGUUUUUGAAACGACUGCUGGAGGGACAGAGAGAGGUUCAAUAACUUAUUCGAUGACUUUUUCAGACCCUGUCUUUAAACUGAGUUGCUAUGAAAUCGAGUACGUGCGACUCAGUAUGGUAACCGGCCAUCUGACGGCUGACUCCUGCCCCGCCUCAAGCUCUUCAGACACGCCGCCACUCUCCAUUUGUUAUGCGCGAACAGAUACAGGCACUGUGUGUGCAAAUCAACUGGACACUAACUCACCCAAUACUAUUGUCUGCGUGCCAAUACCGCCGACAACGGCCUCUGAUGCUACGCCGACAACAAGUACAGUAAAAGCUCUAAGCUACGCAAACAAACUGCUAACGGCUACCGAUCCUACAGUCUCUGAGAUGCUGAUACGCAAAUAUGCAGAUGCUCCUACUGAUUUCACUUUGGAAUUCUGUACGAAUGCGGUGUGCCCUGUGCCCGACACAUUCACUGUGGGUGAAGAUAAAUAUGAACUUUGCUUCGUUAACUCUGUCAGCGGCGUCACUGGAGUAGCAAAAGAUGAAUUUCAAGAUUUGUCACUGGCAGCCCUGCCCUCCAAAACGUCCGUCGAUUUGCGCUUCCUUAACCUAAACCCUGAUAGGAAGUACUUGAUAUACAAAACGACCAACGCGGACGCCGUAGAACCCGUAGACCAAAACACCAUCAAUUUGGAUUGCUCCAACAUCAAUUUGGGGUCUUAUUGCUAUGGAUUUUUUGAGUCAGAGGAUGGGAUUACAUUGCCUGACUUCAUCGCCAUCUCAUACGACGAUGCCGAUAAAAGCAACGUGAUAAUUUCUCCAAGUACUUUCCCUGCAUCAUCGGUGGAACAGAAAUCUUAGUCAGAUUCCGUUAAUAUGAAGACAAUAUGAAUGAAAAGAUUGACAAUGUAACUGUAGGCGAAGGUAAUUUCUGUGUACCUGUCGGAAAGUAGGUGAAAAUUAUAAUGAUGAUAGUCAAAAGAUCUAACUCUCACUUCUUAACCAUAAAGCACUCCUGAUUUCAUAGCUCAAAUCUACAAGCAAAUUUACAGACUUCCUAUCUAUUACUUACUUUAAACUUUCACUUAUUGCUGGGAGUUUAAUCCAUUUUAAUUUUCAGUCAGUUAUAAAUGGCCAACCUUGAAUACCAGUGAGUUAUAUAACACACGGAUCAAUAAAUUCAAACUCUGCAACGUAUGCUGGUCUUAAAAUAAAUAA
Hyalella azteca is the source of this 1666-nucleotide messenger RNA. RefSeq lists its product as uncharacterized. Bases 131 to 1309 code for a protein of 392 amino acids. Lineage: Eukaryota; Metazoa; Arthropoda; Malacostraca; Amphipoda; Hyalellidae. The transcript has 7 exons. The record is from RefSeq and is a predicted model, not a curated record.